AUGCCUGAUAGCUGUUGUCUCAGAACCUGCCAGGCCGUUCCAUCUGCACCUACCAUCCCCUUCUAUGCCAAUGGUGGCACCCAUGGAAAGGCCAUCUACCUGCCUAGUUCCUGCCAAGGCAAAACGUGGCAACUGGUUACCUGCCAAGAAACCUGCCAGCCAUCUAGCUGCAACUUGAAUUGCCCUGAGCCUACAUGCUGUGAGCCCACAUCCUGCCGAGUAAAUUGCCUUCCAUCAACAUCUUACGUGGGUUUUGUCUGCCAACCCAUUUGUAAUGGUGCUAGGUGCUAUGAAGCCAGUGGUGGCCAGUCAGCUUGUAUCGUCAGCAGCUGUCCACAACCUUGCUCUGAAUCUAACUCUUGCCAAUCAACUUGUGAUCCCACUCCCUGCCAACCAGCUUCCUGUCAGGAAGCUGUGUGUGCAUCUGGGUCAUGUCCAUCAUCUUGCUGCCAACCAACAGUCUGUGAGUCCAGUUCCUGCCAGCCAAUGUGCUCUGAAUCCACUUCUUGUCCUCAGAUGUCCUGCCAGGCAGCCGUCUGCAUGCCUAGUCCAUGCCAAUCAACUCCUUGCCAGAUAAGUUCAUGUCAACAGACUAGCUGUGAAGACCAGUCCUGUGGACCAACUUACUAUCAACCUGUCUACUUUCUCAGCUCUUGCCAACCAUUUCCUUGCCUGCCUGUUUCCUGUCAGCCAUCUUUCUGUAUGCCUGGCUCUUACAAACAAACUUACUGCAUUCCUACGUCCUUCCGGACCUUUUAUUGCCAGCCACCUUCUUAUAUGCCUUAUGUCUGCCAGCCAGUCAGCUGCCAACCCAAAAGUUCUGUGCAGAAUUCCUGUAAAUCAGUCUGCGGAACCUCUCUCUCCUGCCAACCAACUCGUUGUGUGCCCCCUUCCUACAAAGGGGACGGAUGCAAGUCCACUUCUUUCCAGCCAGCUUGCUGUGUGACUGGUUUGGAAAAACCAUCUAGCUGUGGCAUUGGUUACUACCAACCCACUUCACCAAGUUCCUGCAAGACAAAUAGACGCCUGUUCAGGUCCUGUCAACCUGGUAGCUAUGUAUCUUGCAUCCGCAAAGCUACCUAUUGCUAA
Molecule: messenger RNA, 1089 nt
Organism: Trichosurus vulpecula (common brushtail)
Lineage: Eukaryota; Metazoa; Chordata; Mammalia; Diprotodontia; Phalangeridae
Gene: KRTAP29-1
Product: keratin associated like protein 29-1
Exons: 1
Coding region: 1-1089 (362 amino acids)
Cellular component (GO): keratin filament
Molecular function (GO): structural molecule activity
Source: RefSeq, a predicted model, not a curated record